Molecule: messenger RNA, 1656 nt
Organism: Fusarium proliferatum ET1
Lineage: Eukaryota; Fungi; Ascomycota; Sordariomycetes; Hypocreales; Nectriaceae
Exons: 2
Coding region: 1-1656 (551 amino acids)
Source: RefSeq, a predicted model, not a curated record
AUGAUUUCGACAACCUCUGAUGCUGGGCAGCACACGUUGCUGCAGAGCUUCACUCCCCCUGCUUCUCAAGCAGUCGCUGUAUCCCUGAGUGACAAAGAGGCAGUCUUGUCGGCUGAUGGAAAAUCCAAGGGCGAUGCUAUUUGGAUCUCUUCGGAUGAUGAUUCUGAUACGGAAGAUGAAGGUGACGAUGAGGGUCAAGAUCUCGACGACUCGCAAUCAUGCACAACACCUACUACCAGCAUCGCAGACCAUUUAGAUAGCACAAGUACCAAACACAGUCCAACUGAGUCGGAGGCCGCCAUCGGUAUGGACACUACGCCAGCAGUAUCUCUAGCUCUAGGAGAGGACGACCCAGAUUGGACACACAACUCACAUAUGGGCCCCCUUGCUAAUCCUGAACCGAAUCAACAAUCUCCUUAUCAGACGAAUCGCACGUCCGCUGGAGAUGCGACAGCAUGUACAAAUACCGGUUUUGACAUCUCGUCUACUAGCCCUGGGAGUCAGCCACAUCGGCGCGUGUCAAAAGAACUACAGCUUGUCAUUGGAGCCACCAGCGAGCCAGACAUCGUGAUGGUCGAUGCUCUCUUUGACGAACGUUCCUGUGAUGGUGCACAGAGUACUCCUACGUCCCCUUUGAUGCACACAUACAGUCAUAUUGCUACAGACCUUGGAGAUCUGGCUCACACGCCGUUGCACGAUAGCGAAGAGGGUGUGAGCACAUCGCGCGAUGAUGCCAUUUCUAGAGCCCACACUCCAUCCCCCGCGAAAAGCUUGUCACCCGAAUCACAACGCGAGCAAGGUUACGACCACACCAGCUGCGAAUCCAGCGAUGCUGUGUCCGAGUCCUCAGAUGCUGAACCCAGAUCGCCAUUUGGAGCCCGACCCCUAUCUCAGGAGUUGCUGCCCCGGCGCCGUUCUCGUCGCAGGUCCUCACAUGCACAUGAAACGGUGCAAGAUAAGGACAAAGACGUAGAUAUUGAAGGCUCUGGCAGUGAGGAUGACCUCGAUAUUCCAGAAUGUGUGCGUGACGAGGACUAUUGCCCUUCACCAAAUCAGGGACAUGGUUCUGGAGACGACUCCGAUGAUGAACAGCAUUGUCACAAACGUCGCAAGGCAUCUGGAUCUCCUUACAGCUCGGUUCGCGGAACCCCCACCAGUGCCCGGGAUUCUCGCCGAAGGAAGCGAUCCACAAGAGCUGUCGCACACUCAUUGAGGGAGCCUGACACGUCGGCACUUGGCUUGUUCAGUCGAGCAUUAUCGCAUGCAAGAUCUGUUCCCUCUGAUGCCAGUGCGUUUCUUGCUCAGUUUCAGGAAUGGCAGCUCGAGAAUGUUUCAAUGAAACGUAUUACUGAAGAUGGCAAGACUACGUUUCAAUUCCAGUUUGAGUGGCCCCUUUGCGCAAAUCAUCCGCAAGCCGUCAGUGCGAGUCCAGAUUUAACCCGCUCAAUCGCAGCGAGAAAAAAGACCAAGCGAGCUCCCGUCAGAGGGGCAAAGUAUUCAAACGAUGAAGAUAACUUCCUUAUACAACUGAAGGAAGAGGAGCAGCUUGGGUGGAUGGAGAUUCGUCGGCGUUUUGCUCAACGUUUUCCCGAACGAGGCGGCUCGGGCCUGCAAGUGCACUACUGUACGAAGCUCAAGGAUCGUGGGAGACCUUGA